AGAUAAUUUUUAGUUCUCCCUGGAAUGUUCAUCAGAUGAAGACGACUGUGCACAAAAAAUUGUUAACACACGUGCUGUUUUACAAGGUGCAAAGUCCUUGCAUGCAGUACCGUCGAGUCGUCUUGCGCAUGCAUAAUGCACUUUCACAGUUCAAUAAACAAGUCAACAGCAGCAACACCCACCCAGUCAGUCGUCGGCUGUUAAGUUUGUUUUUGUGCUGUAUGAUUGAACUUUGUACGUUUAAAUGGCUGUUUGAGCUAGACCUAAGGGAAGGCCAUUGUACCUUUUGAUGCAUACCAUGAAUAUUGUCAUGCAAUUACAUAUUUUAUGAGUUGACAAUCAAUAAAAAUACAAUAAACAGGAUCACGGGAUGUCGGGGUUCGAUGAAAGCAGCUUCGGCAGCGGGGGCAGCGAGCGAGAGAAGGCCCCUGACACUAGGGCAACUGGAAAGUUUCUGCAGCUUCCACGCGGAGCGCCCACGCCUGGCUCAGCCUCCGCAUCAGCUGUUCCACCGCGGCUCAACAAACCGAAAUUACAUCUCAACAUCAGUCUUGCACUGCAGCAGAACGAGAAAAGUCACAGUGCAGACGAUAUCCACGAAGCUGGGGAUAAACUCAGUACCAUCGUUCCUACUCUUCGAUUUCUAAAUAAAUGGAGGCAGAGCGCGAAAGAUUUUACGUUGUCUCCUAACCCUUCCAGCUCCGGCAGACCGAAGUUGAUGAGCAGCAUGAGUCUAGCCCCGAGCAGCGGCAUGUCUAGCCUGCAGCCACCGGUGAUUUCUGCCUCGCUGCUAGGUCCAGCUAACCCUAUUUCUACUCCAAAACUCCCCAAUGCUCUCAUCGAGAUGUGUGUGGUCGUGGGGAUGGAUCAUGACACUGGAUUGAAACUUGCCAGGAAGUCGAUGUCUGCAUCUCAGCAUUACAAUUUCCGUAAUAGCGGAGAUGGAAUGCCAAUUUUUUCCAGAGCCUUUGAACCACAAGUCUUGGCCGUCUUGACGCGUCAGAUGGCAGUUUUCCCCCAGAACAAAUCUCUGCUCGGACCCGAUGGGUACGGCGAGUACGCGUACCCUCGAACCCCUGUGUCUGUGACCACACCCCCUGCGAGGGACCUUGGGUUUCCCAGCGGAUUCCAGCGGCAGAGACGCAUCACCCGGAGGCUGUCCAUCAAGCCGCGGGCACUUCCUCUCUCGUACAAUCAAGAGAUGAUCAAUUCUUUACCUCCACUCUGCUUCCCAGGUGAUGCAAUGGUCAGUAAAGGUCAGCGAGAGGAAUCGUUCCAUUAUCUAGUCUUGACCAGUUUAAGAGGAACCAGAUCAUAUGCAACGUGUCUCACUUUCUAUCGACAGUUUAUAGUUCACAAGGUAAGACCAUCACUGGAAUGAAACAAACUUGAAUAUAUCACUUUUAUGAUAAUAUUCAAUAUUAUCAUCAUCAACA
Strongylocentrotus purpuratus (purple sea urchin) is the source of this 1436-nucleotide messenger RNA. RefSeq lists its product as uncharacterized. Gene Ontology annotation, biological process: regulation of Rab protein signal transduction. The record is from RefSeq and is a predicted model, not a curated record. Bases 371 to 1381 code for a protein of 336 amino acids. NCBI's taxonomy places the organism in Eukaryota, Metazoa, Echinodermata, Echinoidea, Camarodonta, Strongylocentrotidae. The transcript has 3 exons. Gene Ontology annotation, cellular component: cytoplasmic vesicle.